AUGAGUGAACGCGAUUACGUCCAGUUGUUUGAGAUCAGGUCCCAUCGACAACGCAAAGAACUCUUGUGCCAUAUAUUCGCCGCAUUUCACGCCACACUCAACCACUUCCCCGCCCACUGGUCGGCCAUGAAGAUGACGGCCAAUCACGUGAUACUGUGUUCGCUGCAGGAGUUGUGCGCCAUAAUGAGCCGGGACUUCUUGGGCGGCGCUUUCGAUAUAGUGGUGUGGCGUUCGUUCUUCUCAUUGGCCAUCAGUUUUCUGACACAACCGGGCCUUCAGUUGGAGCGGUACUCGUGGUUCAAACAACAUGCCAUCACCGAUAGGUACGGCGAUAUGCGUGUACUCAUGGGCUUCCAGUUGGUCGCCUGUUGGGAACAGUUGGGUGCGUCCAAGAUUGGGUUCAUUCCGGCGCUGGUUAGCCCUUUCCUGGAGGUGACGCUCGUGCCGGAGGCCGACCUCCGCAAGGCUACCAUUCCUAUAUUCUACGAUAUGAUUGAUGUCGAGUACAACGCUAACGGCAACUUCAAGCAGGUGGAGUGCGCUCUAAUCGAUAAACUGGAUAUUCUGGUCAAUAACGGCGCCGGUGACCCAGAGUUCCGGGAACUACUGUCCACGAUUCUGAACGACAAGUUGUCUCAAUUGAACCCAUUAUGGCGUGAAGAUGGUCUACGACUGAUAAACUCGUUGUCGAAGUUGAUGUCACUAUUGAUCGACUACCGGACAGUCAUGUCAGGGGAUGGCGACUCCGUACUCAUGUGUACGUACGCUCUGUUGCGCUUCUAUAGGGACGAGAUAUGUUCGUCCAAUCGGACGGCCAUUAUGUUGCGGUACAUCUCGAAGCUGUCGGCGCUGCACAUCCCGUUAGGCAACUUCGCUGAGUCGGCAUUCGCUCUGCAAUUGCACACAAACCUCCUGUCGUGGGACGCGGCCGAGUAUCUCAAAAAGGAGGCGCUCUAUCAGCAGAUUAUCGAUUACUUUGAUAGGGGCUCGUGUUGGGAGGAAGGGGUGAACAUGUGUAAGGAGUUGGCGCCGGUGUAUGAGCGCCAGUACGCGUUGGACAAGUUGAGUCAAGUGCUGAAAAGGCAUUCAGCGUUUUUGGAUAAGAUUUUGACUAAAUUAAGGCCAGAGAACGAGUACUUUAGGGUCGGCUUCUAUGGACUCGACUUUCCUUCUUUUCUACAGAAUCGGGUGUUUAUAUUCCGUGGUCUGGAGUUGGAAAAGAUCGGCGCAUUUACGCAGCGCAUACAAUCGGAGUUCCCUUCGGCGCAACUCAUGACCAAAAACGUACCGCCGGACGAGAGUAUCACCGAAUCCCAGUCCCAAAACAUUCAAAUAGUGGCCGUAAAGCCAGUGCCCGAACCGCCGCAUAUACUUAAGAAUGAGUGCAAUAUAGGCACCGGUAGUUCGCAGAUACCGGACACGGCGCUCAACUACUACAGCACCAACUGUGUGCGCAAAUUCAUAUACGACCGGCCCGUUCAAAGGGCGCCCUUUGACCCGAACAACGAGUUCAAGUCGCUGUGGAUCGAGCGGACGUGCUGUCAGAUUGAGCACCAGUUGCCCGGAGUGUUGCGUAUGUUUGAGGUGGUGGCCACUCACGUGACCCAAGUGUCACCCAUAGAGCACGCGUGUGAGACCAUCGAGAAUAUGAACGCAGAGUUAUCCAAAUUGAUCUCCAGUUUCACCACUGAUGCCAAAUACGAGUCCAUUUCGCCGCUGUCUAUGAGAUUACAAGGUAUUCUCGAGGCGGCAGUCAAUGGCGGAGUCGCCAAAUAUAUGGACGCCUUUCUGGUGCCGGCGUUCAUCGCCGCCAACCCUAACCUCUCGUCAUAUAUCGUGCGCCUGAAGUCGGGGAUCGCCCAUCAGGUGCGCAUUCUCGAAGGCGGGCUCACACUCCACGGCCGGUUAGCCCCGCAGGCGGUGCGUCCGCUGCAUCAGCGCCUCGUCGAGCGCUUCCAGACCAUGAGAGCCCACAUUCAUCAGUCCAAUGUCGACAAUAGGCCGUCGAUUCUCUCGCAACCCUUACCUCCCAUCCCAUCGUCCGAUAGUCUCAAGAAGUCUGUUGUGAUCGUCGCCGGCGCCACAGAUAUGCCCCCUAUUUAUGGCCAAAUGCUCGACGAGAAUAUCUAUUCCGUACCCCAGGAUCAGCCCAACCCCUCC
Messenger RNA from Oppiella nova, 2160 nucleotides. The record is from the annotation of a GenBank genome assembly. Lineage: Eukaryota; Metazoa; Arthropoda; Arachnida; Sarcoptiformes; Oppiidae.